GAGACAUGAUCUUCACCAACUUUUGUACUCAAAUAGUUGUCAAUGGAGAGAGCCUUGAAGCAGCAAUUAACAGACAAUGGAAUCAACAGUUUUAACUGUCAAUAUACACCAAGAUACUAUACCCUUAAACAGUCUCUUCAAGCAAGUUCAGUUGGUUUUUCAAAGAAUACUAGUUUGUUUAUUCAUUCACAGUUGCAAAAAAACGUGAACCAGCAUAGAGAGGGAGUAAAGGUUUGUGCUGUACGGAGGAGAAGGGCACAUAUGCGGACAGAAACUUAUGUACUACUGGAACCUGGACAGGAUGAGAAGUUUGUCUCUGAAGAAGAGUUAAGGAGCAAGUUGAAAGGGUAUCUGGAGAAUUGGCCAGGGAAGGCACUACCACCUGACCUUGAAAGAUAUGAAGCCAUAGAAGAAGCAGUCUCAUUCUUAAUAAAAUCAGCCUGUGAACUUGAAAUUGAUGGAGAUGUUGGUUCAGUCAUGUGGUACGAAGUUCGUUUGGAAUGAAAAAAUACCACCUUCUUCAAGCCUUGAUUUUCUUUCUCAUCAAAUACUGUGAAAUUUGAGACUGAAUGUUGUUUGAUAGUAAUUUGUUACUUGUUUGCA
This is a messenger RNA of Tripterygium wilfordii, 603 nucleotides long. Its product is annotated as protein CHLORORESPIRATORY REDUCTION 7, chloroplastic. Gene Ontology annotation, cellular component: chloroplast stroma. The record is from RefSeq and is a predicted model, not a curated record. The coding region runs from base 43 to 504 and encodes 153 amino acids. The transcript has 3 exons. Lineage: Eukaryota; Viridiplantae; Streptophyta; Magnoliopsida; Celastrales; Celastraceae.